AUGGAGCGAUCCGUGGGAGAUGAAGAGAAGAAUACUCACCCUGAGAAGUUAAUUAAAUCGCCAUCGUCGGGGCCAAGCUCAUCCUUGCACCCGCCGAAAAAUGUGUUCGAGCGGUUUAAUGCCCGGCUAGGCCAGCUGGAUUUCUUCGAGUCACGCGGUAUUGAGCGUGUCCCGCUCGAUGAGCGCAAGCCUAGGGUAACGUCGGCGGACUAUAUGCAGAUGGCUCUGAUGUGGUUCAGUGUUAACAUCACGGCGAACAACAUUGCCGUCGGUAUGCUCGGUCCGUCAAGCUACGGGCUGGGCUUUGUCGACUCGGCACUCUGUGCCACCUUCGGCGCUCUGCUGGGUGCUGCAGGUGUCGCAUAUAUGGGGACUUUUGGCCCAGCCAGCGGGAACAGAACUAUGGUCGUGGCUCGGUAUUUCAUGGGAUAUUACCCUAGCAAGAUAUGCGCUUUGUUGAAUAUUGUGAUCAUGCUGGGAUAUGGUAUGGUCGACAGCAUCGUGGGAGGACAAGUCCUCUCUGCCGUGGCUGGAAACAACAUGACCGUGUCUGUAGGCGUGGUUAUCGUCGUGGUCAUUACUUGGAUCGUGGUCCUCUUUGGCAUGCGGGUAUUCCAUAUCUAUGAGCGAUGGGCCUGGGUCCCUCAGUUCGUCGCCGCCUUUGUCCUUGUUGGCAGCGCUGGCCCCAAGUUUGACACCUCGAUCGUCUCUACGGGUUCGCCGCAAACAAUCGCCGGCAACCGCCUCUCCUUCUUCUCUCUCUGCCUAUCCUCGUCCGUCGCCUGGGCUCCUGCCGGUGCGGACUUCUAUGUCUACUUCCCCCCCAACACGCAGAAGUCGAAAACGUUCAUCAUGACCUUCCUCGGUGUUGGUCUGUCCUUGACCUUUGCCAACUUGCUUGGUGUCGGCCUCGGCUCGGGCGUGGCGACUAAUCCCGAUUGGGAAGCUGCAGACGGAAUCUCCUCCGGUGCUUUGAUCCUCGCCGGCUACAACGGACUCGGCGACUUCGGCAAGUUCUUGGGAGUACUAGUUUCCCUAGGUCAGAUCGCCAACAAUGUCGCGGGAACUUACUCCGCCUCCUUGGGCUUCCAGAUGCUAGGCCGCUACCCAGCCAAGAUUCCCCGGUGGGUCUGGACCUGCUUAGGUGUCAUUAUCUACCUUAUCUGCGCGUUGGCGGGUCAGAAUAGCCUAUCUGCCAUUUUCGAGAAUUGGCUCGCUUUGAUGGGCUACUGGGUUUGCAUCUACCUUGUAAUUGCCCUGGAAGAACAUUUCAUCUUCCGCCCAUCGAGGGGCUUUGAUUGGGAGGAUUGGGCCGAUCGCUCUAAAUUACCUCUUGGUCUCGCUGCACUGGCAGCAUUCUUGAUCGGCUGGGCUGGUUCUAUUGUUUCUAUGAACGAGGUAUACUUUGCCGGCCCAAUUGCAAAGAUGGUUGGCGAUGAUGGGUCGGAUCUCGGCAUUUGGGUUGGCUCGGCGUGGGCCAUGGUGGUAUAUCCGGGAUUACGAUGGCUGGAGCUGAAGAAGUUCAAUCGUUAA
Penicillium expansum is the source of this 1533-nucleotide messenger RNA. Its product is annotated as purine-cytosine permease family protein. Bases 1 to 1533 code for a protein of 510 amino acids. The record is from RefSeq and is a predicted model, not a curated record. Gene Ontology annotation, cellular component: plasma membrane; fungal-type vacuole membrane. NCBI's taxonomy places the organism in Eukaryota, Fungi, Ascomycota, Eurotiomycetes, Eurotiales, Aspergillaceae. The transcript has 3 exons. Gene Ontology annotation, molecular function: transmembrane transporter activity. Gene Ontology annotation, biological process: transmembrane transport.